AUGCCUGCACCCACAGCCCUCCAGCGCCGCCCCGAGGAAUUUGCGGAAAAUGUCAGCGAGGACGUCUCCAUGGAGGCCAGCGCCGUCCCGCUGCCCGAAGACGACGCAGACCUGAUUGACAUGAGCAUCGAGCCCGGCACAGCCAUAGAAGCCGCGCCAGACGCGCUUGCCGACGACAUGCCCAUGACCGACGAGAGCGGCCGCCCCAAGUUCGCGCCCGCAAAGUCGAUACCGCUCGCCUUCCGCCACGAGCAGCGCAAAGUGCCCAUCCCCCCACACCGCAUGACGCCGCUGAAGACGGCAUGGCCUAAGAUAUACCCCCCGCUGGUCGAGCACCUCAAGCUGCAGGUGCGCAUGAACAUCAAGACCAAGUCCGUCGAGCUGCGCACAUCCAAGAGCACAACCGACACUGGCGCUCUGCAAAAGGGCGAGGACUUUGUCAAGGCUUUCACGCUCGGCUUUGACGUUGACGACGCCAUUGCCCUGCUCCGUCUCGACGACCUCUACAUCGAGACAUUCGAGAUCAAGGAUGUCAAGACCCUGCAGGGCGAGCACAUGGGCCGCGCUAUUGGACGUAUAGCAGGCAAGGACGGAAAGACCAAGUUCGCCAUUGAAAAUGCAAGCCGGACACGGGUGGUAUUGGCAGACUCGAAGAUCCACAUCCUGGGUGGGUUCAAGAACAUCCACGUCGCCCGGGAGGCUAUCGUCAGCUUGAUCUUGGGACAGAACCCCAGCAAGGUCUAUGGCAACCUGCGAACCGUUGCUGGACGCAUGAAGGAGAGGUUUUAGAUGACGGUCAAAAGCGAUUGUGUGCAUUUCAAUGGCGUUCAGGUUUGGGGAUACCAUCUAGCAUGACUGCAUGAUUAGAGGGCGAUGGACUGGAAAUCGCUUCAAGAAUAAACAAAUUCUGUUCUACG
This is a messenger RNA of Parastagonospora nodorum SN15, 917 nucleotides long. RefSeq lists its product as hypothetical. Lineage: Eukaryota; Fungi; Ascomycota; Dothideomycetes; Pleosporales; Phaeosphaeriaceae. The record is from RefSeq and is a predicted model, not a curated record. The transcript has a single exon. Gene Ontology annotation, molecular function: RNA binding. Gene Ontology annotation, cellular component: nucleolus. The coding region runs from base 1 to 789 and encodes 262 amino acids.